Peromyscus maniculatus bairdii (prairie deer mouse) is the source of this 1930-nucleotide messenger RNA. NCBI's taxonomy places the organism in Eukaryota, Metazoa, Chordata, Mammalia, Rodentia, Cricetidae. The record is from RefSeq and is a predicted model, not a curated record.
UCUCCUAGUCUCCCUCACAUGGCCUGGUUCAUGGUCAUGGUUACUCUGGACUCUUCCAGGUGCCUCUUAUCUACAACAAACCUUCUCUUCCACCAUACAUAGGAGCAGUUAGGCCCUCCUUUUUCUUUCUUUUCUUUUCUUUUCUUUUCUUUUUUCUUUUUAAGCAUCAUCAGAACCCCUAGCCCUGGGGUAACCUCAGUAACCAGCAGCUGAUCUCAUAGCCACUAAUCUGUACUCACUAAUCUGUGUUCCAAACUCUUGGCCCCUGAGCUAAUUAUAGCAAUGUUUCAUGCCACCCACCUCAACCCUAUUCUUGGUCUCUGACUCCCACCAAUCCACAUUCAGAGGGCUGUGGAUAUAAGAGGCUGGGAGGCCAGCUGAGCAACCAGAGCAAGAGACUGAAGGAAACUCCAUCUCUUCCCUCAGGUGCAUCUCUGCGGGAGACUGGAGUGUGAUGAGGAAAAUAGGGGCUAAAUAACUGAGCUUCGCUCAUCUCAGGCAAGAUUCAACAUAAAUUCCUCCGCCAGCAUGUCCACCGUAUUUAAGAAGAGCAGCUGCAAUGGGAAGGUAAGAGAACCUGGUCCCGCUGAGCAGACGAAAGCUCCAAGGAGACCAGUGGAUACGUUCUUCAAGGGCUCGGUGGGCUGGGCUCUGGGCCUCGGGACAGUGCAUUCAAAGAUAGCUGUGAGACUGAUACAGCAAGUUGUCUCUCGACAGCUUUCUAUCUACCUGGGGAAACGAGACUUCAUGGAUGCUUCCGACACCGUGGAGCCCAUUGAUGGAGUAAUCCUUGUUGACCCCGAGUACUUAAAAGGUCGAAAGAUGUUUGUCAUGUUGACAUGUGCCUUUCGCUACGGCCGUGAGGACUUGGAUGUGAUUGGCCUGACAUUCCGCAAAGAUCUCUACGUACAGGCCAAGCAAGUGGCUCCAGCUGAACCCACCAGCAUCCAGGGCCCCCUCACAGCUUUACAGGAGCGGCUUCUGCGCAAACUCGGGGCCAAUGCCUACCCUUUCACACUUCAGAUGGCUGCUAACCUGCCCUGCUCGGUGACACUGCAGCCUGGGCCUGAAGAUUCAGGAAAGCCUUGUGGGGUUGACUUUGAAGUGAAGAGUUUCUGUGCAGAAAAUCCGGAUGAGAAAAUCCCUAAGAGCGAUUCUGUGCAGCUGGUUAUACGGAAAGUGCAGUUUUCAGCCCCGGAACCAGGCCCUGGUCCCUGGUCCCAGACCAUUCGCAGCUUCUUUCUGUCGGCUCAGCCCCUACAACUCCAGGCCUGGAUGGACAGAGAGGUUCACUACCAUGGAGAAGCUAUUUCUGUCCAUGUUUCUGUCAACAACUGUACCAACAAGGUCAUCAAAAGAAUCAAGAUUGCAGUUGUGCAGGUCACAGAUGUUGUCCUGUAUUCACUAGACAAGUACACGAAGACUGUGUUCAUUCAGGAGUUCACGGAGACAGUAGCUGCUAACUCCAGCUUCUCCCAGACCUUUGCAGUAACCCCACUCCUGGCCACCACCCACCAGAAACAGGGCCUGGCACUGGAUGGCCAACUCAAGCAUGAAGCCACCAAUCUGGCCUCUAGCACAAUUCUUCGACCUGGGAUGAACAAGGAGCUUCUGGGGAUCCUGGUGUCCUACAAAGUUAGAGUCAACCUGAUGCUGUCCUAUGGGGGCAUCCUCCGAGGUCUUCCAGCCAGUGAUGUUGGUGUGGAGCUGCCCCUGAUCUUGACCCAUCCAAAGCCAUCUCAUGGUGAGAGACCAGUGGCUACCAGCUCGGAGGACAUAGUCAUCGAGGAGUUGAUGCAGCAGGCCAGCCAGGCCCAGGGCUAGACAGCUCCAGCAGCAAACGGAGCUACGAGAAGCCAAUAGCCUCUCUCGGAUAAUCCUGUGUGCAAGUCUUCACGGCAACACUCGAAUAAAUUGCUUUGUCCAGACA